AAAUAAUAUUUACUAAAUAUGGAAGACAGAAGGACCAAACGCUAUAAAGAGUUCCUCAAAGUGGGCAUAAACUCACCAAAACAGAAAUGAGAGCAAUUUAUGGUCAAACUCAGACAGAAGGCGAGGAAAAAUAGGUUCUAUGAUACCAGAAAAGUCCGCUAUCUCAAUAAAUCAACUGAGCCAGAUUACAGUGCCCUUUGGAAGUCUGGGGACUUCAUCCAAAGAAUAAUGUCAAUUGAGGAAGAAAUGAGAGCAAUCGAUGAUGAAGAGUUUUUGAUAAAAGCAUAUGAAAUGAUUAGCUGUGGACUUUACCAAGAAUCAUAUACAGUCAUUUCAAAGACUCUUAAUCCAGAAUUUAUCUUGAAUGUUGUAAAAGACUAUAAGAGUUCUUCUGGCGCACUUUAUGAAGCGAUUACAAGCUUAAUGAUAAACCUGACUUCACUAGUGUUAAGUUCUGAUAUACAGAAAUCUCUGGUUGAUACUGGAUUAGCAGACUACUUACUUUCAAAGCUUAAUCAAUGGGCAAGACCAGAGGAUCUCAAUACAAACUGAAAAAGAGAGCUUGAUAUUAUUCAAAAUUUAUGAUUUGAUAAAAUUACAAAAAGAUAUUUCUUACAAAACAACAUUUUAGAAACAUUAGUCAAAGUUAUAGACCAGCAAGUGAAAUGUGAAGCCAAUGAGCUCAGAAUUCUGGGUAUACUAAAGGACCUUAUUUGAAAAUCAAAUCAAAUAACCAAAACACAGAUUAAAUCUUUAAUUCCUUUUCUAUACGGGACUAUGAUAAACAGUGAUGUAAACACAGACAAUAAAACACUAGCUCUGGCCUGUUUCAUAAAGAUUAUUACGUUAAAAGAUAUGGGAGAAGAAAUUGUACAAACCUACCCAAUGUUUCUAGAAUAUAUAAUGUACCUUGCUGAUCUAUCUGAUUUUGAAGCCUCUAAAGUUGCUCUUACUAUAGCAUGUGCGUGUACCGCCCAUGAAAAGCAUGCUAAGGAAUUAUACGAGCUUGGUCUCCUCAAACAUCUGUUCUGACUUAAAUUUACAACUGAGUUAGUAGCAAUUCAGAACUUAACACAAAUUGUCCCUGAGACUGAAUGGCUAGAGGAACAUAAUAUAGAAAUUCUGAUCCAAUUAACCAACCUUUAUACCCAUUUUAGUGAUAAAGAGUGGCUGAUCCAAGUUUCAGAAACCCUCAGGUGCUUUAUUUUGUUGGAGAAUGAUGAUAUUACACAAUUCUUAAAAGAAGUAGGCUUUAUUUACAAGAUAAAGAACGCCUUUGAGAAUGAAAAGGAUAUCGAAGUCCUAAAAAGUUUAUUAUCAGUCACUUAUCACUUCAUCUACUCUUUCACAGAAGAACAAGAAAGUCAAUUUAUAGAGUCUGGGCUAGGAGACUUGGUUGAAGAUUUAUAUGAACAUACUUGAAAUGCAGACUUGCAAGUUUUAUGAAGAUCCAUAUUUAAUGUGGCCACCCAAGAAUAAAUUUAUUCAAUAAUUCUCGAUC
Messenger RNA from Moneuplotes crassus, 1501 nucleotides. NCBI's taxonomy places the organism in Eukaryota, Ciliophora, Spirotrichea, Euplotida, Euplotidae. The record is from the annotation of a GenBank genome assembly.